CCUUAUAGCUGACUGUAUACAGUAUAUAUAGAUGCAUACUGAACCAGUAUAAAUGUAUCUAGCAUUUCUAAAAGUUCGUUAACGGUGAUUUAUUAAACAACUCUUAGAUAGAUCAGCUGUUAGAUAACAAUGUUUAGUUAAGAAAUAUGUUUAGAAAUAAAUCAGCUUGGUUUUCCGACAGUGUAAAGAGAGAUAUUGUCAACUUUUGGGUGUCUCAGGGUGGCGCCAUCUGUGACUGGGAAAAGGCUGAUUACCUCAUCAGUGAAGACGCCUCGUGUCCCGACACACACAGGAUCCAUGUAAGUGAGGAGUAUGCGAUGGACAGAGCGACAGUAUUUCACAGUGCCUACCUCUCCACUUGUAGGCUCCGGUGGAGCACCAAAUCUGUGCCGCUUGGUCAUUACCUACUGCCUCCAGUUUCUGUACAGAGAGAGGUGAAAGCCCGACUUGGAAGGUUCAUAUGGGAGAAGGAGGAGAUGCUUGGAGUGUCUACGGCACGUGGGAACAGAAACUCUGAGCAGAUUCUAUAUAUUCAGCCUGAUGCAAAAAGAAGUGAGUCAGAGAACGGAAAGAAAAGGCAGGAGAACUGCAUGAACACCUCUUUAUCAGAAGAAUCAGUAUGUUGUAAGGCGCAGCUCUAUCCAGUAAACAACAUGCUUUCUGGUUAUGUCCAUAUUGACCAGCUAAAGAAGUUCUCAGGAGAGCUGUGUGACUUCCUACCAUCCCACUUUGGUUAUUCAGUCUCUCGAUCUCAUAGCAGAAGACCUUAUCAGUAAACAGCGAGACAAUGGCAGGACUUUGUAACUUAUUUUAAAAGCUUGACAAACUAAACACUUUAUCCACAGAAAUAAGAAGAGAAAAACUGUUUGAAUGUGUGUGUUCUUAAUUUUUGAUUAUUAUCCAAUCUACACAAUACAUGACUGAAUAAAGCAAAUUUGUAACCAUU
This is a messenger RNA of Silurus meridionalis, 946 nucleotides long. It is a transcript of the gene terb2, whose product is annotated as telomere repeat binding bouquet formation protein 2. Bases 147 to 776 code for a protein of 209 amino acids. Gene Ontology annotation, cellular component: nuclear inner membrane. Gene Ontology annotation, biological process: meiotic attachment of telomere to nuclear envelope; homologous chromosome pairing at meiosis. The record is from RefSeq and is a predicted model, not a curated record. The transcript is spliced from 7 exons. Lineage: Eukaryota; Metazoa; Chordata; Actinopteri; Siluriformes; Siluridae.